Eurypyga helias (sunbittern) is the source of this 1878-nucleotide messenger RNA. It is a transcript of the gene PLRG1, whose product is annotated as pleiotropic regulator 1. The annotation marks the transcript as partial. The transcript has 14 exons. The record is from RefSeq and is a predicted model, not a curated record. Gene Ontology annotation, cellular component: catalytic step 2 spliceosome; Prp19 complex; precatalytic spliceosome. Gene Ontology annotation, biological process: mRNA splicing, via spliceosome. NCBI's taxonomy places the organism in Eukaryota, Metazoa, Chordata, Aves, Eurypygiformes, Eurypygidae. Gene Ontology annotation, molecular function: protein binding.
GAAGUCCAGAAGCAUUCUGUGCACACACUUGUGUUCAGAUCUUUGAAGAGAACCCAUGAUAUGUUUGUAGCUGAUAAUGCCAAGCCUAUCCCAUUAGAUGAAGAAAGUCACAAAGUAAAGAUGGCAGUCAAGCUGCGUACAGAGUACGGCUCUGUGUUACAUAUGCCUACUCUUAAAGAAAACUUGAGAGAGAAAGGAGGUCCAAACACUGGGGAUCCUUACGGACAAAAACAGUAUUCUGGAAAUCAAGGACAAGAACUUGAGUAUUUGAUAACUGGUACACAUCCAUAUCCACCUGGCCCCGGCGUGGCUCUGACGGCAGAUACAAAAGUCCAGAGGAUGCCUAGUGAAUCUGCAGCACAGUCCUUGGCCGUAGCACUUCCUGCUUCUCAGUCUAGGCUGGAUGCAAACCGGACAGCUGCUGGCGUGGGUGAUAUUUACAGGCAUGCUGGAAUAUCUGAGCGUUCACAACCUCCUGGGAUGUCCGUGGCUAUGGUGGAAGCUGGUGGAAACAAAAAUUCUGCGUUAAUGGCAAAGAAGGCUCCAACCAUGCCCAAACCUCAGUGGCAUCCCCCUUGGAAAUUGUACAGAGUCAUCAGUGGCCACCUGGGGUGGGUGAGAUGUAUUGCAGUAGAACCAGGGAAUCAGUGGUUUGUUACUGGCUCUGCCGACCGAACUAUAAAGAUUUGGGACCUUGCCAGCGGCAAAUUGAAAUUGUCUUUGACGGGACACAUCAGUACUGUACGAGGGGUGAUUGUAAGCGCAAGAAGCCCGUACCUCUUUUCUUGUGGAGAGGACAAACAAGUGAAAUGCUGGGAUCUUGAAUACAAUAAGGUUAUCAGACAUUACCACGGUCAUUUAAGUGCUGUCUAUGGUUUAGACUUGCAUCCAACAAUAGAUGUACUGGUAACGUGUAGCAGAGAUUCAACAGCACGAAUUUGGGAUGUGAGGACAAAAGCCAGCGUGCACACACUAUCAGGACAUACAAAUGCGGUAGCGACAGUGAAGUGCCAAGCUGCAGAACCACAAAUUAUUACAGGCAGUCAUGAUACUACCAUACGGCUCUGGGAUUUGGUGGCAGGAAAAACUCGUGUUACUUUAACAAAUCACAAGAAAUCUGUAAGAGCAGUAGUGCUACAUCCAAGACAUUACACAUUUGCAUCUGGUUCUCCAGAUAAUAUUAAACAGUGGAAAUUCCCAGACGGAAACUUCAUUCAGAACCUCUCCGGUCACAAUGCCAUUAUCAACACGUUGGCUGUAAAUUCUGAUGGUGUUCUGGUCUCCGGAGCUGAUAAUGGUACUAUGCACCUUUGGGACUGGAGAACCGGAUACAAUUUCCAGAGGGUACACGCAGCUGUGCAGCCCGGCUCUUUGGACAGUGAAUCGGGAAUAUUUGCUUGUGUUUUUGACCAGUCAGAAAGCAGAUUGCUAACAGCUGAAGCUGAUAAAACCAUAAAAGUAUACAAAGAAGACGAUACUGCGACUGAAGAAACUCAUCCUGUCAGCUGGAAACCAGAAAUUAUCAAGAGAAAGCGAUUUUAGUGCAGCACCGUACUUAGGCUGUAACACUGUUUUGGCUUUCCUGAGAGUAUUCAGUUACAUUUUGUUCUGCCUAGAACAGCAGAGCAGGAAGUCAGCUAAGUCAUUGCUAUUUCAACAUGUUUUAUAAUAAAUUUUAUUUCUUUUCUUUUUGUCUCUUUUUUUUUUUUUUGGUGUGAUCCCAGCAAACCAGUUGCAGCUGUUAACUUUCUCUUUGUGGAGCAUGUAUAGGUCAUGAAAAGUAUAGAUGUGCAGGUGGUUACUUUUUUACAUGGAUCUGUUGAGUGUAAGUCUAAAAAUACUUGGUGCCAGGUCCUCUGAAAGACCCUUGCUUGACUC